AUGGCCCCGCCCCCUUGCGUGGGCACCGCGCUUCCUAUUGGCUGGCGCCUCCUGGCUCCGCCCCUCCGCUCCUUCUUGAAUGAACGGCGGGUGGGCGGGAAGAACGCGGGGCCAGCGCGCAUGCGCAGCCGGCUCGCGCGCGGCCCGCGCAGGCGCGCUGCGAGCGGCGGCGUGAGGGGGAAGAGAGGAGGAGGCGGCGGCGCCGCCGGGGACGAGCGGGGCAGCAGCGGGGACAGCGCCGCCAGCGCCGCCAUGUACCGGCACGUCACCGCCGCCGUCACCGCCCGCCUCCGGCCCGGCCGCGCCUGGGCCCCAGCAGCGAGCGCAGCGCCCGGGGCGGCCCCGCCGCGCCGCCGCUACCGAGCGCGGCCGCAGGGCCUGGAGCCCCCGCUGGGGCUGUCCCUGCUGCCCGCCCCGCGCUGCCCCCCGGCCCGGGGGCUGGAGGGGCUCGGGGGCCCGGUGACCACGGUGGACGGACGGCGCGAGGACGACAUCGACGUCCGGGACCCCCCCCGGCUGCUGGCGGGACCCCCGGGACCCCCCCCGGGCACCCCCGGGACCCCCCCGGGCCGCCGGGGCAGCCCCCCGCCCUCCAUGGAGGAGCACCUGGCCACAAUGCACGAGAGGCUGCGGCACGAGCUCCCCAAUUUCUUCCUGAAGAUCCCCGACUACGCCCUGUACGCCCCCGACGUGGAGUUCCAGUGCCAACACCUGAACCUGCACACGCGGGGCCGCGCCAUGUACGCGCUGGCGCUGGCGCUGUGCCGGGCUCUGGCCUGGGGGUACUUUGCCAGCCUGAGGCUGGAGGUGCUGGCGCUGACGCGGCACCCCGAGGACUGGAGCCUGCGGGCGCGCUGGCGCCUGACGGGGCUGCCGCUGCACCUGCUGCUGCUGCGCUGGUACCGGCGGGACAAACGGACCCUGCUCAGGUCCUACGACGCCUUCUCCACCUUCUUCCUCAACUCGCAGGGGCUCAUCCGCUGCCACCGCGUGGACAAGCUGAUGCCAGCCCCCACGGCCGUCCCCGAGCCCAAGAAGCUGCUGGUGGCCGCGGCGCUGGCCGUGGCGCUGGCCCGGCCCUGAUGCCACCCGGGUGACACCUGAGCCACCGAGGGCACACCUGAGGGCACACCUGAGCGCCCCUCCCCCACCUCGGCCUGUCCCCUCCCCCCUUAACUUAAUGUACAGAAUAAAGGAGCGGCGGUGACACGCGA
This is a messenger RNA of Taeniopygia guttata (zebra finch), 1214 nucleotides long. It is a transcript of the gene C35H6orf136, whose product is annotated as chromosome 35 C6orf136 homolog. Lineage: Eukaryota; Metazoa; Chordata; Aves; Passeriformes; Estrildidae. The record is from RefSeq and is a predicted model, not a curated record.